CCGACAUACUCUUGAGCAACCCAAAUUCCGGUCAACUACCUACCGGGUUAGGAGCACACCAAUCGUGCACCGGUCUAAAGUAAAUUCGUUCAUAUAACUCACCCAGUGAGCCCAUCGGAUCAUACCCACGAAGACGUCCGAUUUACCCAACCCCGCGGCAUUACAAACCCCAACUCAACCUCGUCCUCCAGCAACACAUCUCUGCGGCUGGUCCUACAACCACCCAACCCGACCACCAAAAAAAUAAAAACCAACCCACCGCCACCAUGUCCACCACCACCGCCCCCACCGCCCCAACCGACCCCCCCUCCACAGCGCCCGCCUUCAUCCCCCUCGAAGCCAACCCCGACCUCAUGACCUCCCUCCUGCACACCCUCGGCCUCUCCCCCGCGCUCGCCAUCCACGACGUCUACUCGCUAACCGACCCCUCCCUCCUCGCCUUCAUCCCCCGCCCCGCCCUGGCCCUGCUCCUCGUCUUCCCCGUCUCCGCCGCCUACGAGUCCCACCGCCUCGCCGAGGACGCCCUGCGCGAGGAAUAUGCCGGCUCGGGACCGCAGGAGCCGGUGGUCUGGUUCCGGCAGACGAUUCGCAAUGCGUGUGGUUUGGUCGGGUUGUUGCACGCGGCGGCGAACGGGGCGGCGCGCGGGUUCGUGCGGGAGGGGAGUGAGUUGGGCAGGUUGCUGGGGGACGCGGUGCCGUUGGCGCCCGGGGAGAGGGCGCGGUUGUUGGAGCGGGACGAGGCGCUUGCGAGGGCGCAUCGCGGGGUGGCGGAGAAGGGGGAUACGACGGCGCCGGAUGCGAGGGAUGAUGUGGAUUUGCAUUAUGUGUGUUUUGUGAGGGGGGAGGAUGGCGGGUUGUGGGAGCUGGAUGGGCGGCGGAAGGGGCCGUUGAGGAGGGGGGAUCUGGAGGGGGAUGAGGAUGUGUUGAGCGAGAAGGCGUUGGCGUUGGGGCCGCUGAAGUUUUUGGAGAGGGAGGCGGCGGAUCUGAGGUUUAGCUGCGUUGCGCUGGCGGGGAGUCUGGAUUAGGUUAGGUGGUGGUAUGGUAGUAAGGGGGGGUGUGAGAGCCCUGAUGGAGACUGGUGGUAUGCGUUGUAUUAGAACGAGGCCGUGGUUGCUUAAUCGCCGUGCUAGAUAGAUGGGGUUUCGCCGACGUCCCGAGUUCAGAACUUGGCAGAGAAAUCGGUUCUCAAACAACGAAGAGAAGUGUAUUGCGUAUUAAU
Messenger RNA from Chaetomium fimeti, 1219 nucleotides. RefSeq lists its product as uncharacterized. The transcript has a single exon. Gene Ontology annotation, cellular component: cytoplasm. Lineage: Eukaryota; Fungi; Ascomycota; Sordariomycetes; Sordariales; Chaetomiaceae. The record is from RefSeq and is a predicted model, not a curated record. The coding region runs from base 267 to 1025 and encodes 252 amino acids. Gene Ontology annotation, molecular function: cysteine-type deubiquitinase activity. Gene Ontology annotation, biological process: ubiquitin-dependent protein catabolic process; protein deubiquitination.